Molecule: messenger RNA, 2238 nt
Organism: Oncorhynchus nerka (sockeye salmon)
Lineage: Eukaryota; Metazoa; Chordata; Actinopteri; Salmoniformes; Salmonidae
Product: protein shisa-3 homolog
Exons: 2
Coding region: 482-1348 (288 amino acids)
Source: RefSeq, a predicted model, not a curated record
ACGACCGUAGCCAUCCGUAUCACAUCUUCACGGAACUGAACAACUAUGGAUGAAUUACUUAUUUUAAUUGUUUCCAAAGGAACGCUCUGACGAGAAGAAAUGUCUGGGUAAAGUUCAGAUACACUCGGUUAUAUAUAUGAUUGUCUUUGCCUGCACAAUAAUUACACUUUGAGAAGAGUCUGAAACAAUCAUUCACCUGGACAAACCUGAGAGUUCAAUUCAAGCUUAUUUUACACCUGUGACCUGAUACUGGUCCGAUUUUGGAUGAGGAGAGUAUAUGCCAAAUUGAUAUAAAUUUAAAAAUUCGUAUGGUUGAAUUAAAAUCCAGCGAAUGAUGACAAUUAAAACACUAUUGAAACUGUAGGUAAUUCAACCGUGGAACUGUUUCAAACCGAAUUCAUCAUGCGAAUAUUUUAAAGACAAGGUAGGAGUUAAGGAAUACUGUGUCGGCUACUAGGUUUAUAAUAAGGUUUUUGUCGGGAUGAUGCGACUGCUAAACUACCUCUUGCUGGGCUACCUGACCUGGAAUCUACGGAUAUCAGACGCACAAGGGGAAUACUGCCAUGGGUGGCUGGACAGUAAUGGAAAUUACCACGAAGGCUUUCAGUGUCCGGAGGACUUUGACACCAUGGACGCGACGGUGUGCUGCGGGUCUUGCUCCCUGCGGUACUGUUGUGCGGCUGUGGACGCACGGCUGGACCAGGGAAGCUGUACCAACGACCGAGAACUGAAUAACACGGAGUUCGCAGCGCAGCCGAUCUACGUGCCCUUCCUGAUGGUGGGCUCCAUCUUUGUGGCCUUUGUGGUGGUGGGCUCCCUGGUUGCCGUCUACUGUUGCACCUGCCUGCGGCCCAAACAGCCUACCCAGCAGGCUCUCCGCUUCUCACUGCGCAACUGCCAGGGCGAGACCAUCCCCAUGAUCCUGACCACUGCGCCAGCCAGCCUGCGCACCCCCUCGCGCCAGUCCAGCACGGCCACCAGUUCCAGCUCAGCUGGCGGGAGCAGCUCGGUGCGCCGCUUCUCCCUCGGAGGUCAGGGGCAGCAGCACGGGUGCUUGGUGUCAGCGUCUGCACCAAGCACCCGUGUCUUCACCUCUCCCUCCACACCCCAGCCGCUACUCCCACCACCCCCUCCACCCCCCUACACCUCCCCUGCAGCUUGCAUGCCAGGCGGGCGCCAGCACCCUCACUCCCAUGCCCAGCUGCAGCUGCACCAGCCCAUGCACCCACACCAACAGCCUCACCUGGCCCAGGGCACGGGCUUCCUGCUGCCCCAGCAGUACUUCUUCCCCCUACAGCCGGAGCCCUUCUCCGGGGCUAAGGGCUUUGCAGACUUUGGACAGAGCUGACGGGGCUUCCUUGGCAAUGAGGAGGUGGAUUACAGGAGCACACUGUGGGACACACUGUGGGACGUGAGUAGGGUCAUGUUCAUUAAGCACUAAACAGAAGAAAACAGACUGAAAACAACAGGAAGGGACUACCUGAACCUGCCCAGUAUGAGUUUGUUUUAAAUCAGUGAACUGUACUGAACAUGACCCUGGUGUGUUUUGUGGACAGACACGCAGUCAUCGGUUACCGGGAGGACUGCCCUGACAUGCACUGCAGUAGGCCUGUUGAAUGGGGACUGGGAGACAGGAGGCUGUGUUCAAGAUAAACCACAAGAAAGCUUCCUAGUCGAGCAGAGUACAUGAGAGUAUUGUCUCUCUAAAUUACAGGAAUGGACUUCUGCUUAGAACAGACAUGACUGUUUAUUGGUCAAUAUUGUUUUCAAUGUUAUGCACUUUUUUAUAUAUACAUUUCUAUUGUAAACAAUAUUCUGUCUUCCCUUUCUCUUUUAUACACAAUUUGGUUAAAUGGUGAUGUUAAAUUGUCACAACUUUUGUGGCAGCAACAUUAUUAAGAAGUGUUCUAGACAUUUUGUUGCGAGCUGCAGGACAUUUAAUCAAAUUAUCAUUUUGACAAUUGCAAAUCCCUAAAAGAGGGGAAGGGCUGACACCAAGUUGUGCAGUAGGGUGAACAAAGCCAAAUGAUGUACUGUGUGUACAGUGCUCACUGGCUGGUUUGUUUGUAUUUAAUGAUAUUAGUCAACACCAGUAUCUAAUUAGUAUUCUAAUGACUAAUUCUAUGAUUGUGAGUACUCGUCAUGCAACGCUACAACUAGAAGUACAUUUAAAAAAUAUAAAACACUCAAUAGUUGGUCAGUAUUUUCAAAAAUUAAACCUACUCUUUAAUAAUUCAA